Molecule: messenger RNA, 1692 nt
Organism: Dreissena polymorpha
Lineage: Eukaryota; Metazoa; Mollusca; Bivalvia; Myida; Dreissenidae
Exons: 4
Coding region: 611-970 (119 amino acids)
Source: RefSeq, a predicted model, not a curated record
GCUUCAGAUGUAACAUUCAUAUUUGAUAUGCAUGUGUACAUGGACAAGGCCUUUCCAUACGCACACAAAUUUUUACCCCAUGACCUUGACCUUAGGGUCCGUGUUUAGGGUUCAAAAAAUGCAUUUAGAUUUCGAAAAAUGCUCAUAAUUUCUAUCAAAGCAUUUAUUGGGGGCAUACGUCAUCCUAUGGAGACAGAUCUUGUUUAACAAUUUAAUUGAAAAUAAUAUGUUGUCAACAUGAAGUGUAUAUAUGCAAGAUCACAUUCCCAGUGACAACAACUCUUUAAUUGUUGACUGUAUUUUAGCUGGACUAUUAUAUAUGAAAUAUAUAUAGUGGAGCUAUCCUACUCAACCCGGCGUUGGCGUUUCCGUGAGCGUGCAAAUGUUAAGUUUGCGUACUACUUCAAAUAUUUUCAAUGUCCAUUGACAUAUUGCUUUCAUAUUUUGCAUACUUGUUUACCAACAUGAUCCCAACCUAUAAACAAGAGCAGACCACUGUAUCAAGCAUUUUGACAGAAUUAUUGACGCUUUGCUGAGCCACUUCUGCAGUCGCCACAUCAAGCAACCAGAGACUGGAAAAGAGAGUAAAAUUAAGCUGAUAGGCUCACCAAUGAUUGCAUCUGCUAAUCAUGAACUCAACGAAGUCAGCUCAAGGAAGUGGAAGGCAUGCUUGGAAAAUAGAAGUUUCCAUUAUGAAGGAACAUACAAACAUUUCCCACCAACCAUGUGGAUCAAGAUGUUUGGGCUGAUGAUUCUGGGUCGUAUGUGUGGACAAGGUGGUCCUCAUUACAUCAUGAUGCAGCUGUGUAUUCAACAACAUGUUAACCUGUCCCAGCGGAUGUUGAUGCUCUUAAAUGAUGUUGAGAAAAAUCCAGGACCGGAGUAUUCGUGCAAAUGGAUAUCCUGCAAGGAAGACUUCCACUCCAUAGGACAGCAAGAUGCACAUAUCAUCUCUCAUGUGGUUCAAUAGAAAUGCUGUAGAUGGGGAGACUGUACCAAAGUCCUGAGCUUUAAUAGUCUUGAAAUCCAUGAACUUAAACAUCUCUAUGAUGUGAGUUUAGCACUGUGUAUGAACUGGUGUUGCUUCAUUUUCUGCAUAUCUUUAUCUCAGUCUUCUCUAGUUUUGAUGGUCAAAUACAUAUUGUCUGCCAGUUUUUUCCCCCAAUACUGCCGUUCAUCGUUUGCUUGCAUCAAGAGUUUUAAAAGAAAUUAAAACUCAUUUGUUUAGUUAGAAUCUUAUGAAAGACUUAAAUGGCCAUGUUUAACGCAAUUGUAUAACAACAUAUACGAGCUAAAAAAAUAGUUGGAAUAAUUAAUGUAUAUAUGAACAUAACAAAUUUACUUAAAAUCAUAGGUCUUGUUUUUGUCUGCCACUAUAAGAACCAGAACAUAUUUCGGACAUUCGAGGAUUGACUUGCUGUGUUAGAGGAUCAUCAGGUGAUGGAAGAAACCAGGCUUUUUUCGACUCAAUGUUGAUGAAACCUGAUCGACAUGCUCAUCUUGGUUGAGUAAGCCUGGGUUGAGUGUGUCCAAAAAGUAGGUAACCUGGUGAAAUCUUAGGAAAACAUUGUAACCAGAUCCAGGUUUAUUUGACUGACAGACCGAUGGACAGUGGGUCAACCGUAAAUCCCUUCAUGUGAAAACGGUAGGGACAAAAUAAAUAUCACAUUGCUUUUCUGAGUUCAUUUGUAA